Molecule: messenger RNA, 588 nt
Organism: Cajanus cajan (pigeon pea)
Lineage: Eukaryota; Viridiplantae; Streptophyta; Magnoliopsida; Fabales; Fabaceae
Source: RefSeq, a predicted model, not a curated record
AUGGCUAAAGAUUGCAAUGUCAGAAAUACUCCGGCUAGAGAGAACCAAAAAGUGGAUCAGCCUACUGCAGCAGGUCGUGUUUUUGCUUUAACAGGUGCUGAAGCUGAAACGUCAUCUGUGCUGGUAAAGGGAAAGGGCAAAGCUGAUGGUAAUGAUAUUUCUAUUCUAUUUGAUUCUGGUGCAUCACAUUCUUUUAUUUCUUAUGAAUGUGUGGGAAGGUUAAAUUUAGUUGUGAGCUCCUUGUGUGUGGAUUUAGUUGUUUCUACUCCAGCUUCAGGGAUGGAUUGGCUUUCUGCCAAUAGGAUUUUGAUAGAUUGUUCAGAGAAGAGAUUAAUCUUUCCUACUGUUGAACAGGAAAGAUUUAUUUCUAGUGGACAGGUGGAUGGGUUGUUGGAGGGUGAAGCUCUUGGGUUUAUGAUCCUAUCUUUUAUUAGUGUAGAGAAUGAAAAGUUGUUGAAUAGUAUUGAUGUUGUUAGAGAAUUCCCAGAGGUUUUUCUGGAUGAUGUUCCGGGAUUACCACCAAAGCGAGAGUUGGAAUUUAGUAUUGAUCUUAUACCAGGGGGGAGCAGUGUCUAUUUCUCCUUAUAG